Aspergillus sclerotioniger CBS 115572 is the source of this 1250-nucleotide messenger RNA. RefSeq lists its product as uncharacterized. The transcript has a single exon. The coding region runs from base 1 to 1188 and encodes 395 amino acids. The record is from RefSeq and is a predicted model, not a curated record. Lineage: Eukaryota; Fungi; Ascomycota; Eurotiomycetes; Eurotiales; Aspergillaceae.
AUGUCUCUCUACCGCUUUGUCCUCGUUGCGGGCCUCCUGCUCGGUCAGGGCUCGGCCAGCACUCCCAGCCCUAGUUCCCCUGCCGCCAGCUCCCCCGUGGCUAGCAGUGUCAACGAGCCUACAGUCACCUGUCGGACAGAGCUGGGAACUAGCUCGCUGACCCUGGUGCCUACCACCACCAUCACUCGCACCCUCCAUGACCAUACUCCCGUCGUCGUCUUUACCACCACUCAGGACACCGUCACGGUGACUCCCGACGCCACCACUGUGGUCGUGACAGACUAUGACACCACCACCGUCACUUCCACUGCUACCACAGUCACCGAUACCUUCUCUACAACCUCGACCGAUUAUACCACAGCGACAGUGACUCUCACUCCAGCUGCCGUCACCGCUACAGUCUCUUUCACCAUCUCCACCACCAGCACUAGCACCUCCACCAUUGCCAGCUCUGCAGACUUCACCCCCAUCGUAGACACGCUGCCCACUACUACUGCUGCUAAGCGGUCCUUGACCGAGGACUCCGAUUGCUCUCCUCUGUUGGACGAUUACCAGUAUCCUCAAGAAGUGGAAUGCCAUGAGAAGAUCAUCGUCAAGACCACCACCGUCUCAACCAUCACCGGCUCCCCCAUCACCGCCACCGCCGCUAUCCCCACCACCACCGUAACCGUCACCAACACCAUUUCCCAAACCUCAACAGUACUCCCCUCCGACGUCUCCACCACCCUAAGCUACAGCACCACCUCCACCAUCACCGAAACAAUCUACGCCGCCGCCGAGACCACCACCGUGACUUCCACCACCACCGCCGUGGGCGCCGUUGCGACCGCCAGCUUUUACGAAGCAUGCGGUAGCAACAACAUUGCUGGUGAUCCCCUGUCCUCGGACUUCGGCUCGUUUGCCGGCCAGUACAUGUACUACAUCACGUUCAGCCAUGUCCCUGGGGAGAGUCUGAGUGUUGGCAACACCGAUUCUGCUUACGACUGCUGCGUCAGCUGCAUGCAGAGCGCCACUUGCGCCAUGUCUUACUACAAUGCGGUCACAUCUUCUGUCAAAUACUGUUAUCUCAUCAAGACCACUACAUGCUCACAGGACACCACUUAUGCGGUGGCGUCAGUGCACAGCUCCUCGGCUACUAUUCAGAUGUCGAAUGGAAACUGUGGACAGGUCAAGGGUGCGCAGGGUUGAUGUGUCGGGGUGCUGUAUAGAUCAAACCCUUUGAGUUUGAUUACUACCUGUAUUAAUUGGAU